Messenger RNA from Bactrocera oleae (olive fruit fly), 819 nucleotides. Its product is annotated as snaclec A8. Lineage: Eukaryota; Metazoa; Arthropoda; Insecta; Diptera; Tephritidae. Gene Ontology annotation, molecular function: carbohydrate binding. The record is from RefSeq and is a predicted model, not a curated record. Gene Ontology annotation, cellular component: external side of plasma membrane. Gene Ontology annotation, biological process: biological process involved in interspecies interaction between organisms.
AGAAAACUCUCUCAGUGUUUCUCCCAUCUUCGUCUAAACAAGUACUAGAAUUAGGAUAAAUCAAAAAUAUAAAUGUCGCGGCAAAUUUUUAUAUUACAAGUGUUAAUUUUGAUAUUUUAUUUUGCCAUCCUCUUAGCGCAAGAAGGCGAAUAUAAAUUUUCUAAUAAAAAUGCUGACUACGUGGUUGUUAAUGACAUGAAAUCAUGGGAGGACGCUAAGAAAUAUUGUAAAGAAAAAAAAAAUAUGCAACUAGUUUCUUUCGAGACACAAGAAAAAAUGGUUAAAUUCAUUAUUUAUUUGUAUAAAAGAGAUUUUAUACAAAGCCAAAAAGUACAUCCAAACAGUACUUUUGUAUUCGCUUAUUGGACAUCUGGUAACAAUCUAGAAAAUCCCAAUAGAUUUAUAUGGGACACCGUUCAGAUGCCAGUAGAAUAUUUUCAUUGGCUGAACAAGCACGAAGAAGCGCCUGGGGGCAAGGGCUGCAUUCUAAUGGGUUUAAAGACUUUUGGACGCUGGACGAAUGCCUCGUGUGAUACGCCUAAUCUUUUUGUCUGCGAGAAGCCUCAUUAAAUAUGCAUUUCAUUUAAAUAACAAAAUAAUUGUACGAAGGUGGGAAAUAAAAAAAAUAAUGAUAGAAAACAGGCAAUGUUUAUGUAAAAAUAAAAUUUUCUUGCUAAAAUAGUAAGGCAAUCCCGAAAUUUGCUAUUAUCGCAAAAUUGCAGACUAGAAUUUAUUUAAAAUUAAAAUUUUAAAAUAUAUGAUUACUCAAAAUCCUUUAACCCUAAGGUAAUACCAUAAAACCGAAAUCUUCCAAUCCCG